UACGCAGAGCAUUGCCUGGCGAUGGAAAGUGGGAAGGAGAAUUUAACGAGAGGGCCAGCACGGAUGCUGAGGCUAAGGGAACAUACGACGAAAGAGACAAUAAGUGAUGAUAAGAAAUGUACCGAAUGCUCGCAAUUAGCUAGACGAGGACUACGACUAUGACGAACUCGAAAAAACAGACAAGUGUUGAAGACAAGAGAGCAGAAAAGGUAAAGCGAGGAGGUUUAGUCGAAAGAAGCAUCUUCAUCGCCAGACUAGGGAACACUACUAAAGCUGUGCUACAACAACCGAACUCAAUAGCUCUCUCUCCCUCUCUCUCGACGUUGAUGGUGAGUACAUCAGUUUCAUCCUGUGAGAUUACACAACCGCCCUCAGGAAUUUUCUGUGAGUUUCACUCCGUCUCAGUCCUCCCUAACACAUGUCUUUCCCAGCUUUUCCCGGGUUCAACCGGAUCUCAUUAUGUUGCCCAAAUAUUCGGUCCCGUUCUCCUCCAUCCUGCGUACCACCGAGGGCUGUCUAGCCGGCUACCCUUAGACCCUACGCAAUCACCUUCUCGUUAUGUAGUCCAGAACUUCUCAGAACCACACCGUGGCAAUUUUUUUGUGACACCCCAACGGCACCUUAAUUAUCUCUCAGCAACCGUGAUAUAUCCACCAGUGGCAGCCACUGCCUUUUGCGCAGCCCAAACUUCAUUCCGGCGACGCCCCUUAGAAGAAUGGUCCUUCCGCUUCAACCCUUGUAAUAAGCGACCCGCGAUAGGAUCUCACACCUUUCACCUCUUAAUUUGGAAUUCGAAUCUUCUGUCAUAUCGUCAUAAACUCACCUGCUAACCCAAGGUCACCUAUAAUUGGCGGGAUACUUGAUAUUUGACAUGCUUUUUCA
Suillus plorans is the source of this 882-nucleotide messenger RNA. RefSeq lists its product as uncharacterized. The coding region runs from base 159 to 830 and encodes 223 amino acids. The transcript has 4 exons. The record is from RefSeq and is a predicted model, not a curated record. Lineage: Eukaryota; Fungi; Basidiomycota; Agaricomycetes; Boletales; Suillaceae.